UCAAAUGCACAUGUGCACGCGCUCCCGCUCGAACGAACAGGCUGCAGAGAGCUGGACCCGGUCCAUUCAUGGAGCAAUGUCGCAAUGUUCGGAGGGAGGGAGCCAGUGAGUGGCAGACAAGAAUGGAGAACUGAAUGAAUGUGACGAAGUGGAGGGCGAGGAACGCCGACGAUGUCUGUAGUGGCUAUGUCGAUCGAGCAGGAAGUACGUUGACGAACGACUGGCAGUUAGUUUCGCCGGGCUCUGUCGCGCAUCAUCGGUCCGAGGCCAGAAGAGAAGAGACGAGACGUGACGUGAAACGAGAAGGAAUCGAGCAAUGCGCUGAUCUUUUCUUAUGCGUUGUGAUGUGACGCGAGUCUCCGGAUCAUUUUCCUUCAGUUCGGGCUGCUCGGCUUUUGCUAUGUCGAAGAAGCGCGGGCUGUCCCUGGAAGAGAAGCGAGAGCAGAUGCUUCAAAUCUUCUAUGAGAGUCAGGGAUUUUACCAGUUGAAGGAUCUUGAAAAACUUGGGCCAAAGAAGGGUGUCAUCAGCCAGUCAGUCAAGGAUGUGGUUCAAAGCCUGGUAGAUGACGAUUUGGUUUUUUAAGGACAAGAUUGGCACUUCUGUAUACUUUUGGAGUCUCUCAAGUCGGGCAGGGAAUCAGUUAAGGCAAGUGCGAAUGAAGCUGGAAACCGAGUUGGAGGCAGCGAAAAAAAACGCCAAGCAGACUUGCAAACACAACGAGAGCUUGCGAAGAAGGGGAGAGAAGAUUCUAGUGAGCGAGAGUCAGCGUUGAAUGCUCUGAAUGAGCUUCAGAAAAAGCACAAGGCUAUCAAGGAAGAGCUUGAUCUAUAUGCCCAAAACGAUCCUGCUGUCUACGAAGAAAUGAGCAGCGUAACUGAGGUGGCGCACAAAGCUGUUAACCGGUGGACAGAAAAUAUUUUUUCUCUCCAGCAGUGGUGUUCGAACACCUUUCCUGAAGCGAAGGAAAUGCUAGAGCAAGCAUAUGCAAAGGUCGGAAUAAAGGAGGAUCUUGAUUACUUGGAUUGACGUCUACCUGCAGCACGAAAUUGGUGUUCAUUCUGCCAAGUCUCUUGUACAUUAUCUAGUCGAGCACAUAGAUCCAGAGGAGGCUCUUCGAUCUCGUCAAUUAAACCGAGGUAGCUCCAACGUAGGCCACUCCUACACGGCAGCUGGUGACGUUGUAAUACUAAAACGUUUGUAAAGUAGAUCUUUGUCUCAAUCAUAGAUGUAAAGCUUUGACACUUCGCCACUUUCGAGCAAUACCUGCGAGCAUUUAGGUGGACAGUGAUGUUUCUGCAAACUCAAUGUCGAGUGAAGAUGAAUUGGCCUGUCGAUGGCAGAUGGUCCUCAGAUCGUACGAAUAUUGUUCUAGACUUGAACAAACA
Messenger RNA from Marchantia polymorpha subsp. ruderalis, 1386 nucleotides. Lineage: Eukaryota; Viridiplantae; Streptophyta; Marchantiopsida; Marchantiales; Marchantiaceae. The record is from the annotation of a GenBank genome assembly.